GAGUUAUCAGAGGUGCGCCCGUGCUCUUCAGCGGAGAAAAUCCCCUACCUGGCCACUGGCCACUUUCUGUGGGCUGUGGGGUCCCCAAGGAGACGGCCCUUGGGCUCAGGGGCUGCGUUUCCAAACGCGCCUUUCCCAGGGCUCCCGCGCCCGUUCCUGCCUGGCUCCAACAGCGGCACAAGGCGGGACUCAGGACAGGCAUUCAGGGCCGCCAGCGGCCGCGAGGCCCUCAGAUGGGGGCUCCAAAGACCCCGACAGGCCCCGGCGGGGUGGGAGGCGCGCGCCCCGGGGCAGGCGGGGCUCCCCCUACCGGCCAGACGCGGGGAGCGGCGCGCGGAGGCUGCGAAGGUUCCAGAAGGGCCGGGAGGGGGCGUCGCGCGCUGACCCUCGCAGGGCGCCGCUGGGGACGAUGGCGCUGCUCGCGUUGCUGCUGGUCGUGGCCCUGCCGCGGGUGUGGACAGACGCCAACCUGACUGCGAGACAACGAGAUCCAGAGGACACCCCACAGACAGACGAGGGUGACAAUAGAGUGUGGUGUCACGUCUGUGAGAGAGAAAACACUUUCGAGUGCGAGAACCCAAGGAGGUGCCAACGGACAGAGCCAUACUGCGUUAUAGCGGCCGUGAAAAUAUUUCCACGUUUUUUCAUGAUUUCGAAGCAGUGCUCCGCUAGUUGUGCAGCGAUUGAGAGACCCAAGCCAGAGGAGAAGCGGUUUCUCCUGGAAGAGCCCCUGCCCUUCUUUUACCUCAAGUGUUGUAAAAUUCGCUACUGCAAUUUAGAGGGGCCACCUAUCAACUCAUCAGAGUUCAAAGAAUUUGCUGGGAGCGUGGGUGAGAGCUAUGGUGGGCUGGGGCUGGCGGUCCUCCUGCUGCUGGCCUCCAUUGCAGCUGGCCUCAGCCUGUCUUGAGGCACGGGACUGCCACGGACUGAGCCUUCUGGAGCAUGGACUCGCUCCAGACCAUUGUCACCUGUUGCAUUAAACUUGUUUUCUGUUGAUUA
This is a messenger RNA of Pongo pygmaeus (Bornean orangutan), 999 nucleotides long. It is a transcript of the gene LY6K, whose product is annotated as lymphocyte antigen 6 family member K. The coding region runs from base 410 to 907 and encodes 165 amino acids. The record is from RefSeq and is a predicted model, not a curated record. Gene Ontology annotation, cellular component: acrosomal vesicle. Lineage: Eukaryota; Metazoa; Chordata; Mammalia; Primates; Hominidae. The transcript is spliced from 3 exons. Gene Ontology annotation, biological process: binding of sperm to zona pellucida.